Zootermopsis nevadensis is the source of this 3221-nucleotide messenger RNA. RefSeq lists its product as uncharacterized. The record is from RefSeq and is a predicted model, not a curated record. Lineage: Eukaryota; Metazoa; Arthropoda; Insecta; Blattodea; Termopsidae. Gene Ontology annotation, biological process: cilium organization. Gene Ontology annotation, cellular component: centrosome; ciliary basal body. Gene Ontology annotation, molecular function: protein binding.
UGUAAAGUAAUUCCGUGGCUUUCAUGAAACCUGAAAGUUCAUAAUAGCCUGCUACUGGCCAUUAUCCUGUGCUACGUUAAACCAGGCCACAAUCUCAGGCCUGUUUCUUUGAGGUCCACUUUAAUAUUGUCUUGCCGUCUAUGCUUAGGCCUUGCAAGUCGUCCCUUUACUCCACGCUUACCAACCAAAUUCUGUGUUUACUUGGCAUCUCUCCCAGCGUGCUACGUGCCCCGUCAAUCGUAUCGUGUUUUAUUUGUUCAUCUUCAUCCGCACACAACAUCCUCGAAUCUGUAUUCCUCCCCUAAUGUAAGGGGUUUUGUUGUUCAGUAAAAACAGAGAAUGUUAUAUAUUUGUAAACGUACAGACAUGCGGAAACUGAGAAAGGGACUUUUGUGUGACACUGGCAUUGUAAUUUACGACUUGUUUUCGUAGAAAAGUGAAUCACACCUGGCCGCUCCAUAUGAUCGCGAAGGUCGAGCAUCACAGCCUUGAUGCCUCGCGGGGCUAACAGCAUUUCGUCACAUAUACGUUGUUGGUUGCGCAGAAAACAAAAGACACCUUUACCUAUAAUGUCAAAAACAACAGAUAAUUUCACGAUACUUUUUUCUAAAUUUAUAUUUUAAACAUUAACUGGACAUUAACUUCCAAUAAAAUUCUGUUCUUUUUAAAAUAAUUAAUUAACCCUUCGGCUGUGCGGAAUAAACCUCGUCAUGUAUUGUAGGUUACAGUUCUCAUCAUCCGUGGGAAACGACCACAUGGUUCAGAAAAGGCCACCUUCAAUUUUCAUUGUGUCUUAUUCCGUUAAGGCGAAAUCGUGAUAAAGUGAAGGAAUGUGAGAUUGGCAGGUUUGGUAGCAUGGUGGAUGAGACAUGCAUACAACAUUUUGGUUAGAAAACCUGAAUGGAAGACAUCACUUUAAAGGUCUAAAUGCAGAUGAGAAAAUUAUAUUGAAAUGAAGAGGAUGUGUUUGUAUAUAGUAGAUUCACCAUGAUAUAGUCUAAUGGUGGGCUCUUGUGAACUGGUAAAGGGCAGAUGACUGUCUGUUUCUCAUGAAUGAUUUUAUAAGAUAGUUGCUCUGUUAUGGAUUACCAUGAUGCAGUCUGUAAGAGAACGGAAAGAAAAUUCAAGAAAGUUUAGUCUCUGCUAUGAAGACUUGUGUAGGAUCCAGAAUCAAAGGCCAUUGCCUUCUGUGAAGGCACAUUUGGAGAAGAACAUUCUUAAUUUUAAUGGAGAUCUGAUCACGUGUGAGGAGUGGGGACCGAUUCUCAAUGCGCUUGCCCUGGAUAGAAGCCUGCAUUUCAUCGCUGUUCACAGCAGGCUCUGUGCCAAACCAGCAAUAGAAAAUAUAGUUACAGAAUCAAGGUCUCGUACAUUACAACGGGUUCCAGUGCUGCAGACACACUUUGUUCUGUUGCGGCUCUUAAAGGCAAUUGAAGUUUGUAUGAGCAACACUGAGGUACUAACUUGUGUGGAACUGGAGGGUCUGCCAAUUGGGAGACACUACCUGGAGGAGUUCAUCAAGGGCAUGAGAAGCUGUAAGUCGCUGAAGCACGUGUCACUGCACCGCAGUCCGAUCAGGGACGAGGGCUGUGCGCUGCUGUGCCAUGCCAUUAAGGGGCUGACCAACAUCAUCACUGUCAAUUUCUCAAACUGCGGUCUCACGCAUCAGGGUGCUCUGGCAGUGGCCAAGACUAUUGAGUACCAGAAGAUCCAGCGGUGCAGCGAGACCUGGAAACAGACGCUUCGCUACCAUGAGCCGAACCUGGACUCUGUGCCUGGUCUGCGCAGAAUCACACUCAACCACAACACAGAAAUCAGGGAUGAAGGGGCUGUGUACCUUAUGAACGCUGCUAGGGAUGACCUGUUUCUGAAAGCCCUAGAUCUGCAGGACUGUGGGAUUGGCAACACUGGUGGUAGGGCAGCAUUGGAAAUGCUGCAGUCAAACGUGAGCCUGGCGGUUGUAGAUCUGCGAGCUAAUAAGGCCUUGAGCUCAGGGCUGCUGACGCAGAUAAUGGAGCAGCUCCACGUCAACAGCCGAGGUGCCCCACAGCAGUACCACUGGAUCACCGUUGGUGAGAACCAGUUGCCACAACAUCACCCGAGACCAAAGUCACAACCAUUAUUCAAGAAAACUGCAUCCCUCAAGUUGGACUCAAGGUCCAUGACAGCCCCCAAGAGGGGGCACGCACCACACACGGCGCAGAACCAGGAACUGUACCACACAGCACCACCUGCCACACCAUACAGAAUGGAGCUUGAAAAGGCAAGACAGCAGCUCAGUGCUGAAACAUUGAAGAGCAGGCAAAUGGAAGAAGAAAACGCGGCAUUGCGGCAUCGACUGGAGGGUUUGCUGGGGGAUGACUACGUGUUGGUAGAAAGACAGACGUUAGCUGUGAUACAGCAGUUGUUCCAGAAAUUCAUAGAAACAGUCCAUGACACACGGCCUAGUGGACUUCAGGACGCAGACCACGAGGAGUGCCUGGUGUCCCUCCAUAGGCAGUUGUACAAUACGUGUGACAAGUCAAGUCAGACUGACCUGCACAAAAUUUUUAAGUCAGUUGCUGAGCUUGGAGAUGUUGGUCCAGUGCAAGAUGUAGAGAUGGAUGCCAAGGACUGUGCUUCUGUCAGGGUUCUGCAAACAUGUGGCAGUGGCGUGGUAUCAUCAGAGGGCACUGUGAGUACUCUGACACAACAGGAAUGUUCAUUGGACAGUGUUAUGGCGAGUGGGGAAGACAGUGAUGCUUCACUGCCCCAGGACUGCCUGGAGUUGGCAGAGGGCACCAGCGGGAAGGCAGUGCACAGAACACCAGCUAAAAUAAAAGACUACACACACAGAAGGAUGAAGCAAAGGAACAAAUGCCUGGAUGAGACAUAUGACAUACUCUAUCAGACGGUGCUGAGUAAGAACAAGGAACUGAACAGCGCCGGUGUGUCACAUGUUUGCAGAGCCUCCAAGAAGAGGGAUGCACCAGCAGAUAAGGGCUCCACCACAAGCUCAAGUUCGUCAGUAAUUACUGUACCUGAGGAUACAGGGGCGCAAGUGCUGCUGAGCAGACAUGAUGCAGUAACUAACAAUUUAUUUUAUUAAAUCAUAUUUUUAAAAGUUUUUAUUAUGCUUGGACAUUUGUAUAAAAUGUUGAUAUCAUACCUUGGAUCGGGGUUUGCCUUUACGUUUGUAACAUGAAGAAUACUGCACAAUAAAAUAAUAAUUUUGAACAUUG